CAUAGACAUACUCAUAUAGAGAAAGAGAGAGAAUCAAGAGAUCAAAAAUGUCUAGUGCUACUCCUCCUAAGUACGAUGUGUUUCUAAGUUUUAGAGGGAUCGACACUCGCGCCAACUUCGUAAGCUUUCUCUACAAAGAACUGGAACGAAGGGGCAUUCGAACUUUCAAAGACGACAAGGAGCUCCAGGAUGGCCAGAGGAUUUCUCCGGAGCUCCAACGCGCCAUCGAGGAGUCGAGAUUCGCCAUCGUUGUGGUCUCCGCCCACUACGCUGCGUCUCCUUGGUGUCUCGACGAGCUCGUCAAGAUUAUGGAUUACGUGAAUAACGGUUCCAUCACCGUGAUGCCCAUCUUCUACGGCGUGGAUCCGUUUCAUGUCAGGAGGCAGAUCGGAGACGCCGUUGAACAAUUCAAGAAGCACGAGGCUAGAGAAAAAGAUCCCGAGAAAGUGCUUUCAUGGAGGAAAGCAUUGGAGGGUUUGGCUAAUAUCUCCGGCCAGUGUUCAUCGAAAUGGAACAAUGACUCGAAGCUGGUGGACGCAACUGUUGACACGAUAUCAGAAAAGCUGAUGAUAUUUACAAGAUUAAGCAAUGGGGGGAAGAUAGUGGGGAUUGAGAGACACAUGAAGAAACUUAACCGGUUAGUGGAUUUGAAUUCUAAGAAACCUGUGAGAGUGAUUGGGAUUUGGGCAAGUGGAGGAAACGGUAGAUCGGCUCUAGCUAAACAUGUUUACCAGACAUGGCGUCAACACUUUGAAACCCACUGUUACUUGGGAAACGUGAAAAGGGUUUUCAAGGAUCGCCACUUAGCGCAUCUACACGACGAGUUUCUGGAAAAUACUGAAGGAGCGUACUUGACGAGCAAACGAAGUUUCAACAGACAAAAGGUUCUGUUAGUAGCAGACGACGUCGAUAAGGUUGAACAGUUAGAUGCUCUAGCAGAGGAUUUCACCGGUUUUGGUCGGGGGAGUCUUGUUGUCAUCACUACACAAGACAGGCAGCUGUUAAUUUCUUAUGGUAUAAAGGUUGUCUACGAAGUAGAGGAUUUGAGAUGCGAGAAACUUUGUGACCUCUUGCGAAGAACAUUCGCCUUUAAAAAGAGAGACAUCGUUGCUGCAAUUGAGUCGGCUUCGCGAGCAAAGGAUUUUGUCACGGACUGUUUUGGUUGUCUAAGUAGUAGAUGUGCUGGUUAUGAGAAACUGUGAGAAUCAAUUUAACUAAGUUAUUUAUCCGCUAGCUGCUACCUAUUGGACCUUACUGCUACUACUAAGCCACAGGUUAACUCUUCACGAUUAGAGAGACCGGCUCUUUUCCUAUCCGGCAAGAGGAUUCAUCGCUCUCCCUUCCUCUUUGAAUUUUAUUUUUGGUUGUAACGUUUUUAUUUUGGUUGUCUGUCUAGUAAAAGUUCCAUGGUGUUCUUUUUUUUUGGGUCUUUUCCUUUUGGGUUUAAGUUUGUUUAUGGGUUAAUUUUUAUUUUUUUGGACAAUGAGUUUAUGGCCCGUGCGUUGCCGCACAUAAAUAAAAGUGAAAACUUGAUUAA
Camelina sativa (false flax) is the source of this 1537-nucleotide messenger RNA. RefSeq names its product disease resistance protein Roq1-like. The record is from RefSeq and is a predicted model, not a curated record. Gene Ontology annotation, biological process: defense response; signal transduction. NCBI's taxonomy places the organism in Eukaryota, Viridiplantae, Streptophyta, Magnoliopsida, Brassicales, Brassicaceae. Gene Ontology annotation, molecular function: ADP binding.